Messenger RNA from Pseudophryne corroboree (corroboree frog), 1457 nucleotides. RefSeq names its product proteasome inhibitor subunit 1 (gene PSMF1). The transcript has 7 exons. Gene Ontology annotation, biological process: proteasome-mediated ubiquitin-dependent protein catabolic process. The record is from RefSeq and is a predicted model, not a curated record. The coding region runs from base 33 to 857 and encodes 274 amino acids. Gene Ontology annotation, molecular function: endopeptidase inhibitor activity; proteasome binding. Lineage: Eukaryota; Metazoa; Chordata; Amphibia; Anura; Myobatrachidae.
UCCGGCUAUAGUUUCUGGGCGGCAGCACCCGGAUGUGCUGUGUCAGUUCUCUGGUGAAUCCUUCAGACAUGGCGUCUCCCGGACUGGAGUUACUGUUCGCUCUGGUGUCUCCAGAGAUCACUCAGCCUCAGGAUGCACUUAUCUGCUUCAUUCAUUGGGAGCUGAUCAGCCGCGGUAUGCUGUGCCUGGGCAAGUCUGAGAAGGUUGCAGCCGAGGCGACUGGAUCUGAGCGACUUCCAGAUGGCUGGGCUGACAAUAAAGAGUUAUACACACUGUCCUAUCGGUUUGGCAGUUCACAAUUUCUGCUCAGAGCACUGCCCGUGGAAGACACCUUGAUAGUGAAUGCUAUGGAUCUUAAGACUGAGAAGAUUUCUGACCUGACCCUGAAAGUGAAUAGCUUCAUAGACAAAGACAACCUGCAGCAGUUUCACAGUGUCUAUAAAAAUUCAGAGACGUUGAAGCAGCGGUUAGAAAGUGAGAUGAUCUCCCCUCUGCUUGGCUCUAAGGAGAAGAGUCUAAAGCCUGAGAGAGAACGGGAGAAGGACGCUGAGCAUGAUCCUCUGCGGGUUCCCUCCAGGUCUCCUGCAUCACAUCAACCUACCUGGACAGACCCCUCUGGACAUUUUCCAUAUGGAGCAGCAGAUUUGGAUCCCUUAGGGGGGCGGUCUGGAGGUAUGAUUAUGGAUCCCUUUCAUGCAGGGCGUACAAGACCCAGACCUAAUCCUUUGGCUGGUCUUCCUCCAGGAGCUGUGCCACCAGGUGCCAGGUUUGACCCUUUUGGUCCCAUAGGUUCUGGACGUCCUGGUCCUGACCCAGAUCACCUGCCUCCACCGGGGUAUGACGACAUGUUUAUGUGAUGCUGAGCGACCCGCUGUUGCCUUUGAUCUUUUUGCCAUUGCUCAGUAGUUGUCCUGUCUUACUAAUAAACCAGGGCCCAAUGCAGAAUGCACAAUGACCAUUUACUGUCCUCUUGUUUUUGUUGUCCGUGCUUUAUAAUCAGGCUUAUGUUGUAAGGGUAAGUAAACCGGGAGAAAGUUUAUACUGAAAUCUAAUCAUUAACUGGAACAUCUGUUGUGAUCAACCUUCACAAGGGCUGGUAUAAAGUCUGUAUAUAUUGAUAUAAUAUAAUUUUUAUGCAGUCACCCAUUAAAAAAAAAAAAUGCAUCAAAAAUGUUUUGCUUCACAUCUUUAAUAUAAAUCAACUCAAGACACAAUGAAAUCACUUCCUUGGCUUAUUUUUCUGAUGAAUGACGCUGGUAUACUGAGUGCAGACUGCGUGUAUUUAGUGUAAAUAUUCUGCAAGUGAUGGAUGAUGAACUAUCAAUACCACAUCCAGAUCCUUUCCUAUUGCACAUAUUUCUGUCCACCUGCUAUGUGACUGUUUCUACACAUCCUAGCUAGUACCUGGCUUUGGUUGCAGUUUGUGAACUUUAAAUAAACAAAACAGUUUACAGAAA